UGGUACUGCAGCCCUAGCGCAGACAACAACAAAAAUCGUACAUUGGUGGAAAUUUCCGCAAAAACGGAAUAAAAAUAGCAAAGACCGCCGCGAAAAACGACUGCUGCACACAAUGCACAAAGGUGCGCCACCCUGGCAAUUCGCUGCCACGGUGGAUGCCAACGCAACAGAUAAGCAGACAGAGCAGAAGGAGGAGGAAGACGUAUCCGAAAAAAUGAUAAGAUUCGCCAUGUCCCCGAAUUCCGUUGUAGCAGCACCAGCAGCAGCGUCGCCCCAAACCCUGUGCUGGCUGCUACUGCUUCUGCUGUGCAGCCUGCCACUGCCCCUGCCCAUGGCAGAGGCCACCCACAUAAGCGGUGACUUCCAAACGGCAGACUUUUUCCAGUUUCUCGUGAAAUUUGGGUUCAACAAGGCCGAUCCCCCGACACGACGCAUUGCCUAUGGCUAUAUCUAUGGUAAUGUCACAUCCCCGGAGAACUACACGGCCCCCGUGACCCUGGUGGUGCUGGACAAGUCCACAUUUUUGGACUUUUACGGAAAUCGCAGCCUCCGGAGCCGGGAGGCAUCGUGCUCCAUGAUGUUCGCGCGCCUGCAGAGCACUGCCUAUGAUCCCAAAUGCAAUCCGCAGGGAAAGCGCGACUUUCUCAGGCAUGUGCCCUGUCCCAGGGGGCAGUUGUGCAGCGACGAGGAUGCCCCAGCAAAUGUGAUGCCAGGACAUCAGUUUACGUACGUAAUCAACCUGGAGGCUGAGCCGCGCUUCUGGUACAUGGCCUUGGUGGCCUGCUAUCAGAAUCAGAGCACCUGCCAGUGGCACGCACACGAGAGCCUGCCGCGGCUCAGCAACAGGAGCAGCGGACUUCUCCACAAGCUGCACUAUGACAUCCAUUUGGUGAAUGUGCAUCCAAACAACUCGGCCGCACAUCCGCUGACCUUUCAGUACUCCUACGACCAGCAGAACCUACUGGAGAUGUACCUCAUCUUCCUGCUGGUCUACAUUGUGCUCCUGCCCAUGCAGAUCUAUGCGGUGAGGCGUCAGAAGCAUCCCGUCACGAAGCUCUUUACGCUGAGUCUGCUCAGCGAAUUCGUUAGCCUGGCACUGAUCACGGCCCAUCUGAUCCACUAUGCGGCGAAUGGAGUGGGCGAGCCUCGGCUGCAGGCGGCGGGCGAUGUGCUGGACAUACUUAGUCGGACGACAUUCAUGCUGAUCCUCCUGCUGCUGGCCAAGGGCUGGGCGGUAACGCGCCAGCAAAUCAGUCGCACCGGCUGGAUCAUUCUAAUGUCCAUCUGGGUGCCAUACUGUGCGUUCCAUGUGUUCCUCUACAUCUGGGAUCGGACGGAGGUUGACAUUGUAUCGGAUAUUGAUGAAUAUCAGACCUGGCCCGGCUGGAUUGUCCUGAUCCUGCGAUCUUCCUUUAUGAUGUGGUUCCUGUACGAGCUGCGAAACACCAUGAAAUACGAGCAUUCCACCAAGAAACUGGAUUUCCUUUUGCAUUUGGGCGCCUCCAGUCUAGUGUGGUUCAUCUACUUGCCCAUCGUGGCCAUUGUGGCAUUGCAGAUCAGCCCCAUGUGGCGCUACAAGCUGCUCCAGGGCAUAACCAAUUCGGCCGACUGCCUCGCAUACUGUGUGAUGACGGGCCUACUGUGGCCCCAUCGGGCGGGACAAUAUCUCCUUCUUGCAGGCACCAAAUAUGCAGGCAUGGAUGAGCUGGAUGAGUUCAAUGAGGCUCCUCAUAUUGUGCGCGAACGGGAGCGUCGCAGGAAUUCCCCACCCGAUGAUAUAUCGAUUGGAACGAGCAACGGUAGCCGCGGCAUGGUGCUGUCCACAAGCAUUCCUCACUCGCUAAACGGAGAUGCGUGCAACGAUCUGCUUGAGGCAGAGGAUCUGGAUGCGGAACUACUCACCGAUCUGAACAAAAAUAGCCAUAUUGUGGCAUAGAAUGCUGCUACAAAGAUCGAACAGAAAACGGGUUAAUUAGUAGAUUUUUAGUAGACAAUUUGUGCUAAAUUACGCUACAAUUUUAGAUAUAUAGAAGUAUACAUUGAUGUAUGUAUAUUCCACAUAGUCUGUAGACCUACAACGAAGUUAGAAGAGAAGGAAAGAUGAAAGGAGGAGAGCCCCAGAAGAUACCGCAAAGAUAAAAGUGCAACAGAUUGCAGAAAAUAAUUGUUGUGUGAUUUUAUAGUAAUAUGCUUAAAUUUUGUAUUAGUUUAUCGUUCUCUCGAUCUAAGCCAACGAUUAGUUAACGCAUAGGACAACGAUACGACUACGCUUUUACGCAUCAUCAUUUCGUUGUGGUGCAAGUAUGCAUAAGCUUACAUUUUUAAUGAAACGAAAAAAAAACAUACAUAUAGUUAUAUAGGACUUAUAUACAUAGAUUUAAAUAUGCAUAUAUAUAGAGUAUGUCAGAAGUUCAUUAACAAACAGGUAUUUUGAUAAGAACAAACAAAUAAGAGAACCCACUCCACUCAAAACAAAAAACUAACAGCAAGAAUAUGUACAACGUGUACACUGCGAAAGAUAGUGAAAUAAAUGAAUCAUUUUUUA
Messenger RNA from Drosophila obscura, 2545 nucleotides. RefSeq lists its product as uncharacterized. The transcript has 5 exons. The coding region runs from base 113 to 1936 and encodes 607 amino acids. The record is from RefSeq and is a predicted model, not a curated record. Gene Ontology annotation, biological process: G protein-coupled receptor signaling pathway; response to pheromone. NCBI's taxonomy places the organism in Eukaryota, Metazoa, Arthropoda, Insecta, Diptera, Drosophilidae.